This is a messenger RNA of Parnassius apollo (apollo), 879 nucleotides long. The record is from the annotation of a GenBank genome assembly. NCBI's taxonomy places the organism in Eukaryota, Metazoa, Arthropoda, Insecta, Lepidoptera, Papilionidae.
AUGUCUUGGUCGGAACAAAAACACUUUUUUUUAGCUAAUAGUAUCCAGCAAAAGCCUGCAAGACCAAAGAAAAAAAGUCAUGAUGAUGAGCAUGGUAAACACUAUGAUCGAACUAAGACUGUUUCGUAUUUCUUAUGUGAUGAAAACGGUGAGAAAGUUACGGUAUGUAAAAUGUUUUUUCUCACAACUUUGGGUUACAAGAAAAGUAACUGUAAGGCUGUGAGGAACAUUAUUGACACAUACUAUAAAACACAAUAUGCAGAGCCUAUUGCUGACGGCCGAGGUCAUAACCCGAAUCCAUCACAAAUAGACAGUACAAAGGUAAAAGAACAUAUUAUGUCUUUUCGUCCAGUUGUGUCGCAUUAUAGGAGAGUUCAUGCACCAAACCGGAAAUAUUUGCCCUCGGAUAUCAAUAUCCGCAUGAUGUACGACAAUUACUGUGCGAAAGAGCCUGAAAUAAAUGUGUCCUAUGGAUUUUAUAGGAAUGUCGUACAUGAACUUAAAAUAUCCUUAACAAAGCUCGGACACGAGGAAUGUGAAUUGUGCGAAAAAUUUUCUAUUCACAACCCUAACGCAGCAAUAAGGCACAGGAACUGCGAAGAAUGCCAAGAAUAUGAAGAUCAUCACACUAGGUACAUUUCAGCGAGAAAAAAAUAUGAAGAGGAUGUUGAAAGCCAAAUGAAGCAAAAAAGUACUGACACCAUAAUAUUUGCAGUUGAUUUAGAAAAGAAGCUUUCUCCACGAGGUAUAACAUCUGAGAGGAAAUCAGCUAUACUUUCCAAGCUUGGGCCACUCAUGCCUGACAACAGAAGAGGUUUUUGGGAAACCCUACCCAUUAACGACAGUUCAGCUGAUCUCACAGAAAUUUAUGAAGACUGA